AAAACUUUGGUCACGCCUUAAAAGCAAACAUUCUCCUCGCAUUGAGAAGGCAAGGUGGUCUGACCAUAGUGUAGACCUAUAUCAGUAGGUCAGAGGUCGUAGUUGGACGCCUGAAGAUGCUUCUGUCUCCCAUCCGUUGUAUCAUCCUUCUUCUCCUUGUCAACUCCGUCUAUUCUGGUACGUUAACAAUCCAUAAUGACCUGAUCAUUUAAAAAUAAUACUUAACUGAUAAAAUACAUGAGGUAGGGCAGAGUGGGGUAGGUUGAGGCACCCUUGUGUCUAGGAAACCAUACACAAUUUAUAAUUUGAACAAAUAUUUAGGCAGAGGUCAUUUCAUCGAGUCUGAAGGGAGAAACCACAUGGAAAAAGUGGUAAGCAAGUUGGGUUCCAAAAAGAAGUUUUUCACCAAGUCCAAUGAAUUUAUUGUGUUAGAGGUUUUAUGAUGCUUGUAUUGAAACAACAUUUUAUAAUUUUAAGAUUGUUUUAUACAUUAGUUGGGGUCUCUAAGCUUCUAAGUGCAUCCUUGUAUCUGUGUGGGCUAAUAUAAUAUACACUUUGAUCAUAUAUCAUUUUAAUGCAUAUGCCUAUAGUUUUAAUUAUUGUGGUGUUCAGAGAAACGAAAUUGGCUAAUGUAUAGGCUAUAAUUAGAUAAUUAUGCAAAAUGUGAAAAGGGCUGCAUAGAAGUUGAGCAGCUUCUAUAUCUAGAAAAGUUUAUUCUGUUACUAAUACAUGGUUUAUUAUUACUUUAAGUAUGUAUUGAAUUAUAAUAAAACCCAUGAAAAACAUAACAAACAUGGGCUUGGCUGUCGAGUAUGAAUUAGAUCGAUAAGGGGGUGGCAGAGGGUUAUACCUUAUCAGCAAAAGCCAUGUGCUGAGGCCAUCGGAAUGAAUACAAAAUUGUAUCCAAUCUAAAAAAGGUCUGUGUCACGUUUGGAUAGCAAUUUUUGUAGUACGAAAUGUGAAAGAUAAUUGUAGAGAUUGUUAUGCAGUGGAAUAUGUGCGCAUUCUGAUUUUCAAGUCUCAGGAGGCUCUCGUUGUUUGACCAACAACUACGGGCGUAAUUUAGCUCCAUAUGCGUCUUUACGCGCAACUACAAACGAUUGAUCUUCUCGUAUUAUCUCUAGCUUUGACCGUCCUCUGUCCCUCUCGUCUUUUGAUAUGUCAUAUCACAUUUUAUAUUUCAUAGGACGAGUUCUGAGGAAGAUCAAGGAGCGUGUGCGUAAAAUUCAGUAUGAAAAAGCGAAGAAGAAUGUGCUGAUGCGCGCAGUCAACGGGCAUAAGUCCAUGGGCGAAGUGAGAGACGGGAAAAUUCACCAACCCCUGGACCACUUCGACAGUCAAAACGAUGAAACCUUUCCUCAGGUGACCCACCACCAAUACAUGCACCUACAGUGAGGUCCAAAAGUAUUGGGACAGUGACAAUUUUUGUUGUUGUUUUGGCUCUGUACUCCAGCACUUUGGAUUUGAAAUGAUACAAUGACUAUGAGGUCGAAGUGCAGACUGUCAGCUUUAAUUUGAGGGUAUUUUCAUCCAUAUAAGGUGACAGCACUUUGUGUACAUAGUCCCCCCAUUUUAGGGAACUAAAAGUAUUAGGACAAAUUCACUUAUAUGUGUAUUAGAGUUUUCAAAAGUUUAGUAUUUGGUGUCAUAUUCCUAGUAGGCAAUGACUACAGCUUGUGACUACAAACUUGUUGAAUGCAUUUGCAGUUUGUUUUGGUUGUGUUUCAGAUAAUUUUGUGCCAAAUAGAAAUGAAUGGUAGAUAAUAUAUUGUGUCAUUUUGGAGUCACUUUUAUUGUAAAUAAGAAUAUAAUAUAUUUCUGAACACUUCUACAUUCUUGUGGAUGCUACCAUGAUUAUGGAUAAUCCUGAAUGAAUUGUGAAUAACAACAAAACAAAUUGCAAAUGCAUCCAACAAGUUUGUAGAGUCACAAGCUUGAUGUAGUCAUUGUGUGCCAGGAAUAUGGGACCAAAUAAAAUGUUAUUUGUCACAUGCGCCGAAUACAACAGGUGUAGACCUUACAGUGAAAUGCUUACUUACAAGCCCUUAACCAACAAUGCAGUUUUAAGAAAAAUAAGUGUUAAGAAAGUAUUUACUAAAAUAAACUGAAGUAAAAAAAAAAAGAUAAAGAUAAAAAAUAGAAAAAUAACAAAUAAUUAAAGAGCAACAAUAAAAUAACAGCAACGAGGCUAUAUCCAGGGAAAUACUAAACUUUUGACUACUUUAAUACACAUAAAAGUGAAUUUGUCCAAAUACUUUUGGUUCCCUAAAAUGGGGGAACUAUGUACAAAAAGUGCUGUAAUUUCUAAACGGUUCACCCAAUAUGAAUGAAAAUACAUUCAAAGGCAUAACACCAUUGACAGUCUGCACUUUAACCUCUUAGUCAUUGCAUCAUUUCAAAUACAAAGUGCUGGAGUACAGAGACAAAAAAAAUAAUUGGUCUCUGUCCAAAUACUUUUGGACCUGCAGCCCCCCACUCUUGUUCUCUCGCUUCUACUCCCUUUCUCUCACCCUCUCUUUCUCUCUCAGAGGUUUUUCGUGAAUGAAGCCUAUUGGGAGCGUCCUCAUGGCCCAGUGUUCCUGUACAUCGGAGGGGAGGGCCCCAUCUCUGAGUUCAGUGUGCUGGCAGGUAAACACAAAGCUCCCCCGUCACGCUCUUAAGUAAUAUGAAAAGAAAAUGGAAAUGCAUUGACACGAUAAGUUAGGCUUACAUAGGUGUUAUGAAUAUGAUACUUGUAUUUAGUUACAAGUCCAUGCCUGUUCUUCGGUUUUUGUCUUGUUGAUACCUCAACCAACUCUUAACCUCGUCCUAUUUCUCCUCUUUGCUCCUGCUUUGUGUGUAUCUGUAGGCCACCAUGUGGACAUGGCUGAGGAGCACGGGGCCCUGCUUGUGGCCCUGGAGCAUCGUUUCUAUGGCAAGAGCAUCAACGAAGAUGGCCUGGAGACUGAGAACCUGGGAGACCUGUCCAGCCAGCAGGCGUGAGUACUGGUGGGAGGAGGAGGGAGUCAAUGUGAUGACGUUGAAUCAACAUGGAAAACUGAUUGGAUUUGCAAAAAGUCAUCAAUGUGAGGGAAUUUUGUAUUUUUUUCACCCAACUUUGAACCUAAAUCCAAUGGCAUGGUGACAUUUUUUGUUGAUUUCAUGUUGAAUUCACAUUAGUUGACAACUCAACCAAAUGUAUAUCAAAACUAGACAUUGAACUGACGUCUGUGCCCAGUGGGUUGCUACUUGAAGUAUGCAGAGUGCUUUUGAGUGGGCUUGAAUUGGGCAGAGAUUGCAUUUCAUUUUCUCUGCCAUCUCUUGGUUUCCAGUCUCACCGACAUCGCAGAAUUCCAUCAAUACAUCAGCGAUCGCUUUGACCUCUCCAACAAGAAUACCUGGAUCAGCUUCGGAGGUUCCUAUGCUGGGGCCUUGUCUGCCUGGCUCAGGGGAAAGGUACAGUAGAAAUAAAAUAACACUGUCUAUUUUUAUACUUAGGACCGAACAGCAGUGUUACUGUAUGCUGGUUUACUGUAUUCCAUGGUAAUAAUACAAAAUAAUGUUAUCUGUUCCUGCUCUUCCAGUUCCCCCACCUGGUCUACGGUGCUGUGGCCUCCUCCGCUCCUGUCAAAGCCAGAACCUGGACUUCUCCAACUUCAACACAGAAAAGUAAAGAUCCUCAUCAUUAGUAACUCGGUAGUAGUUAGUAGUUAGUAGUAGGUAGUAGUAAGUAGUAAGUAGGUAGUAGUAGUAGUAGUUAGGUAGAUUAGAGUAGUUGUAGUAGUAGGUAAGUAGUAAUAUUAUAUUAGUAGUAAGGUAGUAUAGUAGUAGUAGUAGUCGUCGUAGUGUCGUCGUAAGUCAUAGUGUCGUCGUAGUCGUCUCGUCGUCGUCGUCGUCGUCGUCGUCGUGUUGUAGUAGUUCGUAGUCGUCGUAGUAGUCGUAGUCUCGUCGUAGUCGUCGUCGUCGUCUGUCGUCGUUCGUCUAGUCGUCGUCGUCGUCGUCGUCGUAGUCUCGUCGUUCUCGUCCGUAUUCGUCGUGUCGUAGUCGUCUCGUCGUCGUCGUCGUCGUCGUCGUCGUCGUCGUCGUCUCGUGUCCGUCGUCGUCGUCGUCGUAGUCGUUCGUCGUCGUAUUCGUCGUCUCGUCGUUCGUCGUCGUAGUCGUCGUCGUCGUCGUCGUCGUAGCGUAGUCCGUCUUAGUCUUUCGUCGUCGUCGUCGUAGUCGUCGUCGUCGUGUCUUCGUCGUACUUCGUCUCGUCGUCGUGUCGUCGUCGUCGUCGUCGUCGUCGUCGUCGUCGUAGUCGUCGUCGUCGUCGUCUUGUCGUCGUUCGUCGUCGUAGGUCUGUCGUCGUCGUGUGUCGUCUGUCGUCGUCGUCGUCGUCUGUCGUGUCGCUUCGUCGUCGUAGUCGUCGUCUGUCUGUAGUAGUAGUAGUAGUCGUAGUAGUUUAGUAGUAGUAGUAGUAGUAGUAUAGUAGUAGUAUAGUGUAGUAGUAUAAGUAGUAGUAGUAGUAGUAGUAGUAGUAACUGUUGCACUAUUUAUAGUGUUAAUAGCAUGGUAGAUGUGAUGUUCAGCUGUACAGACAACGGUGGAAACAAACCCUGCUUUUUCUCUCUUCCAGGUGGUGGGUCUGAGCCUUGCGGACAAGGAUGUUGGAGGUUCAGAUAAGGUUUGAGAACAUUUACAGUAGAUGUGGGCGCUUGAAAUCAUGUGUUGGAGUAUCUGACUGUGAGUCUCCUACUGUGUGAUUUGACUCUCUCUGUCUCCUUGUCACUCUCUCUCUUUCUCCGCUCUCUCUCUCUCACUCUCUCUCUCUCCUCCAGUGUGUGGGGGACAUCUGGGAGGCCUUUGCUGCCGUGGAGGCCGCCCUGUUUGCUGGGAACGCCACUGAGGUGGGGAAGGACUUUGGGUGCUGUGAGACCCCUGAGGAUCUGGAGGACCAGAUCGAGCUGAUGCAGAGCCUGGCCGACAUCGUCAUAGGAACCGUGGCGUACAACGAGGAGGGGGGCAUUCUAACUAUUGAGGAGCUCUGUGACAUCAUGACCAAUGAGACAGAGACCUUCGAUUCGGAGACUGAGGCCUACGACCGGCUGAUCAAACUGGUGCAGGUACAGUCAGGUCCAUAAGUAUUUGGACAGUGACACAAUUUGCAUCAUUUUGGCUCUGUACGCCACCACAAUGGAUUUGAAAGGAAACAAUCAAGAUGUGCUUUAAGUGUAGACUUUAAUCUUUAAUUUAAGGGUUUUGUCAAAAUUAUUGUAUGAACCGUGUAGGAAUUACAACCAUUUUUAUACAUAGCUCCCCAAUUUUAGGGGCUCAAAAGUAAUUGGAUAAACUAACAUAAUCAUACAUUAAAUUGUGAGUUUUAAUACUUGGUUGCAAAUCCUUUGCAGUCAAUGACUGCCUGAAGUCUGGAACCCAUAGACAUCACCAGAUGUUGUGUUUCUUCCCUGGUGAUGCUCUGCCUUUACUGCAGCUGUCUUCAGUUCCUGCUUGUUCUUGGGACGUUUUGCCUUCAGUUUUGCCUUCAGCAAGUGAAUGCAUGCUCAAUUGGAUUCAGGUCAGGUGAUUGACUUGGCCAUUGCAGAACAUUCCACUUCUUUGCCUUAAAAAAGUAUUGGGUUGCUUUCGCAGUAUGCUUCGGGUCUUUGUCCAUCUGCACUGUGAAGCGCCAUCCAAUGAGUUUUUAAGCAUUUGGCUGAAUCUGAGCAGAUAAUAUAGUCCUAAACACUUCAGAAUUCAUCCUGCUGCUUUUGUCAGCAGUCACAUCAUCAAUAAAUACAAGGGAACCAGUUCCAUUGGCAGCCAUACAUGCCCACGCCAUAACACUACCUCCACCAUGCUUCACAGAUGAGGUGGUAUGCUUCGGAUCAUGAGCAGUUUCCUUCCCUUCUCCAUACUCUUUUCUUCCCAUCAUUCUGGUACAAGUUGAUCUUUGUCUCAUCUGUCAUGUUGUUCCAGAACUGUACAGGCUUUUAAAUAUGUUUUUUGGCAAACUCUAAUCUGGUAUUCCUGUUUUUGAGGCUUACCAAUGGUUUACAUCUUGUGGUAAACCCUCUGUAUUUACUCUGCUGAAGUCUUCUCUUGAUUGUUGACUUUGACACAGAUACGCCUACCUCCUGGAGGGUGUUCUUGAUCUGGCCAACUGUUGUGAAGGGGUUUUUCUUCACCAGGGAAAUAAUUAUUCUGUCAUCCACCAGUUGUUUUCCGUGGUCUUCCGGGCCUUUUGGUGUUGCUGAGCUCACCAGUGCGUUCUUUCUUUUUAAGAAUGUACCAAAUAGUUGAUUUGGCCACACCUAAUGUUUUUGCUAUCUCUCUGAUGGGUUUGUUUAGAUUUUUCAGCCUAAUGAUGGCUUGCUUCACUAGCAGUGACAGCUCUUUGGACUUCAUAUUGAGGGUUAACAGCAACAGAUUCCAAAUGCAAAUGCCACACUUGAAAUCAACUCUAGACCUUUUAUCUGCUUACUUGUAAAUGAACUAAUGAGGGAAUAACACACACCUGGCCAUGGAACAGCUGAGCAGCCAAUUGUCCGAUUACUUUUGGUCCCUUAAAAAGGGGGGGACCACAUAUAAAAAGUACUGUAAUUCCUACACCGUUCACCCGAUUUGGAUGUAAAUACCCUCAAAUUAAAGCUGAAAGUCUGCACUUUCAGCUCAUAUUCAUUAUUUAAUUUCAACUCCAAUAUGCUGUGGUAAACAGCUAAAAUAAUAAUAACUUGGUCAAUGUCCAAAUAUUUAUGGAUCUGACUGUAUGAGGUGUAUUGUACAUAUGCACACACACGCUUUCACACACACACACACAAAUGUAUGCACAAAAGCACGCAGACAUACACAAGCACGCACACAAGCACGCACACACACACGCACAGCCCCAAAAUGACAAUUAUUUGAUUAACCAGCAGAGGGCUGUAUUGAGCUACAGUUGUGCAUCCCCUUGCCUUGACUGAUGCAGAACAAUCAGAACACUGUUACUGUGUUUGCGUGCGUGCAUAUUUAUGUGUGUGUGCGUGCGUUUAUUAGACAGACCGUGCCACAGGCGAGGAGCCCUGUCUGGAUGCGUCCCACAAGCAGACCAUCAAGGACCUGAGUGACACCAAUCUGGACUCUGCCUAUAAUGGAGAGAGACAGUGGUACUACCAGACCUGCACCGAGUUCGGCUUCUGUGAGUACCGCUCCACCACACCGCACAACACUGUCACUCCUAGAGGAGAUACAGUGACGUCCGAAAUUAUUCACAUCCUUGAUAAAGAUGAGCAAUAAUGACUGUAUAAAAUAAAUUAUAUUAUUUCAUACUAAAACAAUUGCUCAGAGAAAGAGAUAUUGUUUAACAAGUAAUAUAUGUUUUUCUCUAAAAGGUAGGGGUCUAAAUUAUUCACACCCCUAAAGAUUCUUAUAAAUAAAGUAGUCAACAGUUUAGUAUUUGGUCGCAUAUUCCUAGCAUGCAAUGACUACAUCAAGCUUGUGACUCUAAAAACUUGUUGGAUGUAUUUGCAGUUAGUUUUGGUUGUGUUUCAGAUUAUUUUGUGCCCAAUAGAAAGUAAUGGUAAAUAAUAUAUUGUGUCAUUUUGGAGUCACUUAUAUUAUUAUAAAUAACCAUAGAUAAUAAGAAUGUUUCUAAACACUUCUACAGUAAUGUAGAUGCUACCAUGAUUACGGAUAAUUCUGAAUGUAUCGUGAAUAAUGAUGAGUGAGAAAGUUACAGAGGGUCAAAGAUCAUACCCCCAAGACAUGCUAACAACUCACCAUUCCCAAUUACAGGAGAGGUUAGCAUGUCUUGGGGGUAUGAUCUUUGACUGCUGUAACUUUCUCAAUCAUCAUUAUUCAGGAUUCAUUCAGGAUUAUCCGUAAUCAUGGAAGCAUCCACAUGACUGUAGAAGUGUAGGAAUAUGGCACCAAAUACUAUUAGUAUAAAAUAAAAAAUAUAAUUUCCCCAUUGUUUUGAGCAUACAAUAUAGCUCAGUAUUUCAAUAAUUUAUUUUAUACAGUCAUUAUUGCUCAUCUUUAUCAAGGGUAUCAAUAAUUUCGAACCCCACUGUACAUUUACCAAGCUCAAGUCCCCGAGUACAACCAAGGUAGUUUCUUCAGUCAGGGAGUUGAGUGCUCACUGUACUGAAGGGUAAAAAAAACAGGUCCAGACUCCAGAGUUCAUUUCCCCCUAACAUCACAUUCAUAAGCCCAAUGCAUUAACACUAGCUGUACAAAGGUCCCACUCUUUGGUGCAGUAUCACUCAUUAUAUGAUCAGUAGUACUAUAUGCCCAUAGCCACUCAGCUGUAUCUUACAUUACAGAAAUAGAACUACAGAUCAUAAUUCAAUAGAAAUUAAUUGUGUUUCUUUGGGUUACAUUGUCAUUGUUUUGUUGUAACAGACCAGACGUGUGAGGACGCCAGCUGUCCUUUCUCCCGCAUGCUGACCCUGCAGGCUCAGACUGACCUGUGUCCUGAGGUGUUCAACAUCCCCCAGCACAGUCUGCCCGGACACAUCGCCUUCACCAAUAAGUACUAUGGAGGUGGCCACCCCGACACUGACAGGGUGCUCUAUGUCAACGGUGAGCAUAGACUUCACAGAUAGAUACAGUAGAUAGGGGAUACCUAGUCAGUUGCACAACUGAAUGCAUUCAGCUGAAAUGUGUCUUCCGCAUUUAACCCAACCCCUCUGAAUCAGAGCGGUGCAGGGGGGGGGGGGGUAGGGGGGCUGCCUUCAUCAACGUCAUCGGCGCCCGGGGAGCAGUUGUUGUUCAAGGGCAGAACGGCAGAUUUUUCCACCUUGCCGGCUCUGGGAUUCGAACCAGCGACCUUUCGGUUACUUGCCCAACCACCCGAUAGAUAGAUAGAUAUAUGGAGGUUUAAACCAUUACCUCUCAUUACAUCAUAGUGUAAUUUAAACCCACUGGCAGUGAAUCAAUGUGCUGUGUCUAUGUGAGUGAUUGUAUGACAGCAGUGGAGGUUAGUGGGAGGAGCUAUAGGAGGACGGGCUCAAUGUAAUGGCUGGAAUGGAAUCAAUGGAACGGUAUCAAACACAUCAUUUAUUCCAUUCCAGCCAUUACAAUGAACCCAUCCUCCUAUAGCUCCUCCCACCAGCCUCCUCUGUGUGACAGACCAGAGGGACAGGUCAUAUACUGACUGUGACCUGUGACCUGUGACCUCUGUCAGGUGACAUUGACCCCUGGCACGAGCUCAGCGUCCUGGAAGAGGACUUGGACAAGGAGGACAAAGACAUGGCCAUCCUCAUCGAGGGCUCCGCCCACUGUGCCGACAUGAACCCCGACAGCGCCACAGACCACCCCGCCCUGAAGCAGGCCCGCAAGGUACAGCCCACGGCAGGCUAGACAACACUAAGUUGAUGUUCCUGAGAUAGACACUGACUGUGAGCUUUGGUGGCACAUGAAGAGUAAUGUAUGCUUCAGAACUGUACAGUGUGUCUCAACUGUCUUUUCUCUCUCUGGUUGUCAGGCCAUUGAGAGGAAAGUUGCCAAGUGGCUGAAGGAAGCUGCCUGGAAGCUUAUGGGAUGAUGGACCCAACGACUGGUCACCUGAUCAUCUGACCUUCCUGACCAUCACACAGCCAACCAAACUGAGCUGACCUGGUUGUACUGCCGUGACCCCUCCUCCUCUUCCUGUAGCUCUCUGCUCAUAUAACACUGCACCAUUACUAUAACCACAGCUAUGGCCCCUACAGCUUGUUGGGCAGUGAAUCACAUGGUGCUGUGGACUGAGCCCAUCUCUUCAUGUUUAUUCCCAUGAUGAUCACAUGACCAUUGGGUCAGGUCCUCUAAGGUGGUGUUCUUCUGGUGGUUUUUCUAGGGUUUUUCUAAUGUUUUUCUAGGGUUUUUCUAAAGUUUUUCUAGGGUUUUUCUUACGUUUUUAUAGCGUGCUUGAAUUUAAUCCAGUAUAUAAGUUUCAGAUUUAAUAGACAGUUUUAGUAAUUUAGGGAAACACUUAUAAUGCUGUACACAGUAUUUAGGUUUCCUAACUACGUACUAGUAUAGCUAACUAGAGAGUCUCAGCAUAAGACGACUUUAACAUGAUCUAGUGUUCUAUGGUUUACAGCCUGUGCACACAUGCAUUUUCCUUUAUCUGGAUUCAGUGAAGUUAUCUCAGUCAAUGCAUUAUCUGAAUGUAUGCUGGAUUGCUUUGUAGCUUGUGUGGAUCUUUUUAGGAGGAGUUAAUUUUGUUUAAUCCUGCGAGCUUGAAAAUGAUCAUCAAUAAAAGUUUGCUGAUAA
Coregonus sp. 'balchen' is the source of this 10194-nucleotide messenger RNA. Lineage: Eukaryota; Metazoa; Chordata; Actinopteri; Salmoniformes; Salmonidae. The record is from the annotation of a GenBank genome assembly.